GCACGUUGGGCCUGUGGCCUGUUCAUCGACGAACCUGCUCUCCUCGUCGUCUGCCCCGUCGUCCAGCCCCGCCGCCCGCUCCCUGUGCUGCCCGCAAGCGCACGCAGCACCCGCCGCGAAGCCGCGAGAUAGGCCCGAAGGAUCGUCCCGUUCAAGAUGUCACACGCCGGUUCAUACGAUUCCUCUCACUCUCAAUCUGUCAUGACCGAGGACGAAGAGGACUGGGAGGACUACGUGAAGGGCGGCUACCACCCCGUCCACAUUGGCGACACAUUUUCCGACGCCAGAUACACCGUCGUCCGCAAGCUCGGCUGGGGUCACUUUUCCACAGUAUGGCUCGCGAAGGAUGCAAAAUUGGACCGUCAUGUCGCCCUCAAAGUCGUCAAAUCCGCACCACGCUACACCGAGACCGCCCUCGACGAGAUCAAGCUCCUCCAGCGACUCAUCACAUCCUCCUCACCACCCGUCCAGCCUACCCCCAACAACCCAAACCCACAGCCAUCACCGUCCCAGACACACCCCGGACGUUCACAUGUCAUUUCUUUUCUAGACCAUUUCCGACACAAAGGUCCCAACGGCACCCAUGUUUGCAUGGUCUUCGAGGUGCUCGGCGAGAAUCUGCUCGGUCUCAUCAAGCGGCAUCAGAACAAGGGCGUCCCCAUGCCCCUCGUCAAGCAGAUUGCGAAGCAGAUUCUCCUCGGUCUCGACUACAUGCACCGCUGCUGCGGCGUCAUUCACACGGACCUCAAGCCCGAGAACGUCCUCAUCUGUAUCGACGACGUCGAGUCGAUUAUCGAGGCCGAGCUCUCCGCGCAAUCCGCCUCCGCAACGCCCCCGCCAACACGGCUGGUCGGUGUCCCGCCCUCGCGCGGCCGUGGCGGGAACCAGACGCCGCGCUCAGAGUCCAUCUUCAUCACCGGAUCUCAACCACUCCCUUCACCGUCAUCUUCCUUUGGCUCUACCUCACACCUCGACCGAUGGUCAUUUGGGAUGAGCAAAAUAGAGGCGGACGGGGCGGCGAGCGGACCAGGGUCAGCUGGGAGCCCAUCGGAGAGCAUUGACGUCAAGGAGAUAUCCAAACGCGCGGACUCGACAGAGCAGGCGGCCGAGCGCAUGUCGGGCGUCAACCUGAAUACCUCGCCAUUUGGCGAGAAGACCCGUCCGGAGAAGCCUAGUAGGCCGACAGCGGGUCCGUCGUUGCUGUCGCAGCAGGCGCUUUCUAAGAGCGCAGGGACUGUGCCCGGCGAGUCGGGCCCGCAACCGAUUGCUGGAUCUAGCAGCCACCCGCCACCAGCGUCGUACACAUCGGAACAGGGCAGCCUCUCGGAGGGCGUGGCAGCCCCGCCCGCCGGCGAGAGCGCGAUGUCGGUGGAUGCUGCGCUGCCGGUUAUGGACGGGUUGGAGAAGAUCACAGUCAAGAUCGCCGAUUUGGGUAACGCGACGUGGGUUGAGCAUCACUUCACCGAUGACAUCCAAACACGACAAUACCGGUGUCCAGAAGUCAUUCUCGGCGCAAAAUGGGGUCCUAGCGCGGACAUCUGGAGUGUAGCUUGCAUCAUCUUCGAGCUAUUGACAGGUGGUGACUAUCUCUUCGAUCCAGCUUCCGGGUCUCGGUACAGCAAGGACGACGAUCAUAUUGCUCAAAUCAUGGAGCUCAUGGGCGAGUUCCCGAAGAGCAUAGCCUUCUCAGGCAAGUAUAGCUCGGACUUCUUCAAUCGGAAAGGGGAACUGCGACACAUCCAGAAGCUGCGAUUCUGGCCACUAGAUUCCGUCCUGCACGACAAGUACCUACUCCCCAAGGAGGAAGCGGAUCUCAUCGCCUCCUUCCUCACUCCUAUGCUCCGCCUCCACCCGGACAAGCGAGCACCUGCCAGCGAGCUCGUCCACCACAAGUGGCUCGAAGGGAUCGCGGUGCAGGGCGAAGUCGACGUGAUGCGGCGGCAAGAAGACGAGCGGCGCCGAAAACAGAUUGACGGCAGCAGCAGGGCUGCGAGCAAGCAGCCCCUGAAAGACUCGGACGCGGAUGCGAUGAAGCCCGUCGACGCGGAUCCUACAAGUCCGCAGAGCCUGAGUGGGUUGGGAGCGGACCUCGACCGCGUCGUUCCCGUCCCGAAGCUCACGACGCCUGUGCCCACGAGCGCGAUGGCGAAGGAGAACGUCCAAACCCAUAUGCGGACAGGGAGCGGUGGGGUGCCGACGCUGCAUGCGAUACCCACGAACGGGAAGACGAAGUGAUACCUGCGUGGCGGGACUUGUC
This is a messenger RNA of Fomitopsis serialis, 2257 nucleotides long. RefSeq names its product kinase-like protein. NCBI's taxonomy places the organism in Eukaryota, Fungi, Basidiomycota, Agaricomycetes, Polyporales, Fomitopsidaceae. The record is from RefSeq and is a predicted model, not a curated record. Gene Ontology annotation, biological process: spliceosomal complex assembly; regulation of mRNA processing; protein phosphorylation. The transcript is spliced from 7 exons. Gene Ontology annotation, molecular function: ATP binding; protein kinase activity. The coding region runs from base 157 to 2235 and encodes 692 amino acids.